CUAAAAUCUGCCAGUGUAGAGUGCUCUCGUAUUUCACGAUACCUACGGACUGUGUGUGUGUGUGUGUGUGAGAGAGAGAGAGAGAAAGAGCCUCGGUACCAGUCUCUAGCAUUUCACAGUCUCACCCGUCAAACCAGUGGGAGAUCGUUCGGUUGCGAGCGUCUUGAUCUGCAACAGCCCUCGUUCGAACGAAAGUACAGUACCCGCACAAGAAUCUAGGUACUUUGCCUGCCUGCCUGUCUAUCGACCUGCCAACCUGCCAACCUCCCUACUCCAGCAUACCUACCUACCUACGCUAGCUAGCAAAGCAGUUCGGGAAACAACAACCUACAGUAAAGUAGACGGUGCGCGGAACAUGUCGGGAAGAAGAGGUGCCACUGCCAAUGGGGAAGGCAGUCGCUGGGAAACGUCGUACGAGAGCAUCAUGGGUAGCGCGAUAGGCACCGCCAACGCUGACACCACCAACGCUACUGCCAUUCCAGGAAACACCGAUGAAACUGCCGCUGCCGAGGCGGCCACCAAAGCGCUUUCUUCCCGACUCGUUACCUUUCGUCAAUGGCUCACCGACGAAGCCCGGGUGGACGUCCACCCUGCAUUGUGUAUCGUCAAUGGGGAAGCCACGGACGGGACCCGAAACGCCCCCGUGCUGGUUUUUGAAAAGCAUCCAACGGUAACGGCCCGACACAAGGGUCGCGUCGGGACCGUGGAUCAGGAUGGGGAUCGGCUCUUGUGGGAUCGCACUAUGGGAUGUCAAGUACGAGCGGCCCGGGAAAUCAAACCGGAAGAAGUACUCAUGACCAUGCCACGAUCCGCCAUGAUUUCACCCGAUUUGGUCGCCGCGAGUGAUGCCGGAAAGGCGGUCUUGGCGUGCGUGUCACACACAACCGGCGCGGAAGGGUUCUGGGACGUGUUCGAAAACACAACCUUGUGCGAAGCAACCUUUUCGCCCAAAGUGGCGGGGAAUACGGGGCCACAGUUGCUAGUCAAGAUUUUGCAGGAACGCAAAAAGGUGGAAGCCCUAUUUAACCAUCGGAAAAAUAGUCCCGCUACGGCUACCAUCGGGGCGGCGUACUCGUUAGCGGCGUCCAAAGGUGUGUCCACGCGAGCGCCGGUAUUGGCAUUUCUUAUUCAUCAGCGAUUUUCCAAUACUAGUCGACCCGCGGUCUCAUCCGACGUACACGAAUUGCAAAUGGCGCUGGAGAGUUCUGACGGCAACGCCUUGCGGCCAGCAACUAGUGUGCGAGUCCCUUCCGGGGCCCCGAAGACCUUUGCUCCGUACGCACGGACCCUGCCAUCCUCCGUGUCGAUUCCGCUGUGCUGGAAACGCAACGAGCUUGCACUCUUGGCGGGAUGCAUUCCGGGAGUAUCCUUAUUGCAAGAGGUCGCCACCAGCACGUUGCAGCUCGCGGCGGAGUUCGCCGCGUUGCUGGAGGCCGGCAUUCUGGAACGCUUCCCGGAAACAUUUCCACCGGGACUCUUGACCUGGGAGCGUUGGAUUUGGGCGGCGGCGUGCUCUUCUUCUCGGGUAUUACCGGCUACCAGUUAUUUGAACGAAGGCGAUACUAGCGCGUCCACGUUCGUACCGACAACUGGCCAGGAGCUUCAAUCACCACCCGAUAUUUGGAAUGAGCUAGGAGUUAUGAUUCCUUUACUGGACAUGCUAAAUCACGAAACGGAAGCCCACCAGGUGACCUGGAAACCGUGCGUUCCGGAAUCAAACGUCAAAGUCGAAGACAGCCCGGGACCCGCGUCGCAUCCACCAGAGGCAAUCGUUCACAAGCGUGUUCGCAAAGGGUCGGAAGUAUAUUGCUGUUACGGCCUACUCAGUAAUCAAGAUCUCAUACUCCGCUACGGCUUUGCGCAAAUGAAUAAUCCCAGUGACGAGAUCAAAAUUGGGUGGACCUUGUCGGAUGCGGUCGGUCGGGUUAAAACUCCGACAGACUACACUCCACUGCUGUCCGUUGACGACCAAGUGUACGAAUCCUCCGACAGCGACGCGAUCAAUACCUGGUGGACGCAAGAACGAUUGAAUCUGCUCGAGAAGGAAGCGUUUCGGGGAUCAAAGGACAGUUUUGCGGCCUUGCAGGCUGGGAAAAAGCUAUCUUUUGUGGCCUACGGCGACGGCACUUACCACCCAAUUUUGCUCACAAUGGCGGUUGUUGCCACCAUGCCUCCACGAGACGUGCGCGAGCAUCUGCAGGAAGAAGACGAAAAAAUCUCGCUAUCGAUACGUCACCAAAGAAUUCUACGCAAUUACCUGGCCUUUACGUUUACGCGCAAGCUCGAAAAGCUUUUGAAUGUUCUCGCUAACGGAUUACACGCCCAUUUCAAUAACGUCAAAUUAUGGACAAAAGCUACGGAUGGAGGUCUGCGAUAUAAAAGCCCGGAGGACACCAACGGAGACUAUGUUGGCUGGCAAACCUUUUUCGACUCGCAUGCGUACGGAUCUUCGAUGGAAGUGGAAAAGAAAUACUACGCUAUGGGAUCGGAUAGCUGUGUAUUGACGUUAUAUGAUGGGCAACUUCGUGCGUUGCAAAUAUCGAUCGAAGGAGCCGUCGACGAGGAAAAGUUUCAAGAAUCGGUGCUAAAGCAAAUUUGCGAUCUUGGUUUCGCGCUUGGCAAAGACGAUGUGUCUGAUAGUACAAAGGAAGAAGAGACUAAUGGGAAGACCUCCAAGCGCAGUCGAAAGAAUCGCAAACGCGGAUCCGUCAACAGUGUGACGUCGCAAAAACAGCCAGCUGUAAAGCUGCACAUAGGCAACUUGGCUUAUUCGACAACCCCAUCCGAUUUGUACGACCAUUUUUCAACUCGGUACGGUAAAGAUAACAUUCUGGAGUGCCACAUCCCUAUUGAAAGGGACACAGGUCGGUCUCGUGGGUUUGGGUUUGUUACUUUGCCUGAAAGUAUUGCAAAUGAAGCUCUCCAGUCGCGAGAGCAACACGAAAUCGAUGGACGUCUGGUGAAAGUUGCGAAGAGCAGCUCGGCAGGAUCGAACAAUUCGGGCAAGUCUAUUACCCCUGCAAAUGCCCACUUGUCCACAGAUCGUUGUGCGAAGUUCUUCCCGGUAUUGAUCGACCACCAACCUCAAUUGGAGGCGGUGGUCGUGGUCCUCCUACAAACAAUGGCCACGAGCCAGGUCAGUACGGAGGGGCCGAUCGCUAUCGCGACGACCGCUACCAUCGAGAACCUUCGCCGUACCGCCACGACCGAGGCUAUCCUGACCGUUAUGGACGAGGACGGCCCUACGAUGAAUUUCGAGAUCGUUCCCACCAUCGGAUUGAUGACUACGAUCGCGAUAUCGACCGUCAUAGAGGUAGUCGUCGACGGGAUCGGUCAGUAUCCCCUGGCAGUCGUAGCUCCGGACGACGCCGAGCAUACGAGGAAGGACGAUCCCAUCGUCGUGACGAAGAAUCCGAUUGGGAGAGCGGACGCAAGCGAACUUGGAGUCGCGAGAGAAGCCGCGACCGCGACCGUAGUAGGAGCCGUGAUCGCAGCCGCCGAAAAAAAAGCAAGCGCCGACGUAGCCGAAGCCGGAGCAGGUCAUUCAGUCCCGGCGCAGUAGCAAAAUGAUUAUGCUUUCGAGGAAAAACUUUUUCGCUACACGGGAUAAUAUAUAAAAAGGGAAUGUAAGCUAGGCAGUGCGUUCGAGAC
This is a messenger RNA of Phaeodactylum tricornutum CCAP 1055/1, 3651 nucleotides long. RefSeq lists its product with no specific name. Gene Ontology annotation, biological process: peptidyl-lysine monomethylation. Lineage: Eukaryota; Bacillariophyta; Bacillariophyceae; Surirellales; Neidiaceae. The record is from RefSeq and is a predicted model, not a curated record. The transcript has 2 exons. Gene Ontology annotation, molecular function: protein-lysine N-methyltransferase activity; RNA binding. The coding region runs from base 356 to 3562 and encodes 1068 amino acids.